Lotus japonicus is the source of this 1327-nucleotide messenger RNA. RefSeq names its product probable pectinesterase/pectinesterase inhibitor 20. Bases 185 to 1327 code for a protein of 380 amino acids. NCBI's taxonomy places the organism in Eukaryota, Viridiplantae, Streptophyta, Magnoliopsida, Fabales, Fabaceae. Gene Ontology annotation, biological process: cell wall modification. Gene Ontology annotation, molecular function: pectinesterase activity; pectinesterase inhibitor activity. The record is from RefSeq and is a predicted model, not a curated record. The transcript has 2 exons.
AUUUGUUGUCAAGGAUAAUAUGAUUACAGAAUUCAAGCCCUACAUCGAAACUAUUUGCGGAUCAUAUUACUCUUUAGGAUUAUAUACACAUAAUACUAGAAAUACUUGAUAUGUUUAUCAUUAGUCACUAGUAUCUACAAAAUUAAAUAUCGCAUAUAUCUCCAUGUAAGAUCCAUGUCAUCACAUGCAAACACUGCUAUAUAUAGAGAUGUAUUUUCUUAAUUUGUCGAUCAUUCAUCAUAUUCGUUCAUGCAUGACAAUGGGUUCGAAAGUCUCUUCCAUAGCUACUUUCUCAUUUUCCUUCCUACUUAUUUUUCUCUUCAUUGGAUUUUUUGCUUUUGCAAAUGGUAAGGACGAGGGCACUCACAAUGUUUAUGGCACUAGCGUUUUAAUUAGUGAUAGUGUUGUUGUUAGUCAAGAUGGAAGCGGAAACUUCAACACUAUCAACCAAGCUGUGGCUGCUGCACCAAAUAACAAUAAUGCAAUAAAGGGUUAUUUCUUGAUUAAUAUCAAAGAGGGGGUGUAUAAAGAAUAUGUGUUCAUCCCUAAGAACAAGCCAUAUAUCAUGAUGGUUGGACAAGGAUUCAACCGAACAGUCAUUACCGGAAACCGCAACCAUGAUCAAGGAUUGAAAACACAUGACACUCCAACAUUUGGAUUUGUAGCGAUUAACCUCACGUUCCAGAACACUGCUAGGCCAAGCAAAGAACAAGCAGUUGCAUUAAGAAAUGAAGCAGAUAUGUCCACCUUCUACCGUUGCAUCUUUGAUGGGCACCAGGAUACUCUAUAUGUAGAUAAAAAUAGACAAUUCUAUAUAGAAUGUGACAUAUAUGGAACAGUAGAUUUCAUAUUUGGAGGUGCUCAGGUUGUUUUGCAAAAUUGCAACAUAUAUCCCCGUCUUCCUCAACAUCGACAGUUUAAUACCAUCACUGCUUCGGAAAGAAUGUCCCCACCGGAUAAGGCAGCCAUUACAAUUCACAACUGCACUGUUAAACCUACUAGGGAUCUAGCUUCGAGCAAUGGUAGUGUUAAGACCUACCUCGGAAGGCCCUGGAAGAAGUAUUCUAGAGUUGUUGUUAUGCAAACCUUUUUGGACAGUCUAAUAGACCCAGCAGGUUGGUUUAUAGGGAAGGGCGAUGGUACAUCGUACUUCGCAGAGUAUGACAACAGAGGACCUGGGGCAAACACUUCUGGUAGAGCAACAUGGCCUGGUUACCAUCUCAUAAAUGCUGCUGAUGCUGCUAAAUUUACAGUAGCCAAUUUUCUGCAAGGAAAUGAUUGGUUGCCUCAAACUGGAGUGCCUUACUUUCCUGGACUUAUGCCUUGA